AUGGAUAUACACUUUCGAAAACAGAAACAUGCUCCUCGAUACACAGAAAAACAAAUCGAAGAAGUUCCAACACGUGUUCGACGUUUAUAUCGUACAUCAUUGAACAAUGAUGUUGAACCCAUUAUGAACGAUGAAAAAUAUUUCACCUUAACUAAUGAAUUGGUGUCAACUAAUCGUGGAUUCUACACAUCAGAUCCAAGUACCACACCUUCAGAAGUAAAAUUUAAAUGCAAUCAAAAGUAUCCUGGUAAAAUUUUGGUUUGGAUCGCAAUAUCUGAAAAAGGGAUAUCAAAGCCGUUUUUUGCAAAGCAAACACAAGCAAUUAAUGAAAGAACAUAUUUUAAAAAAUGUAUUGGAAGCCCGUUUGAUGCGUUUUCUGAACAGCUAUCAUAA
Rotaria socialis is the source of this 393-nucleotide messenger RNA. NCBI's taxonomy places the organism in Eukaryota, Metazoa, Rotifera, Eurotatoria, Philodinida, Philodinidae. The record is from the annotation of a GenBank genome assembly.